This is a messenger RNA of Truncatella angustata, 1862 nucleotides long. RefSeq names its product methylammonium permease 3. Gene Ontology annotation, biological process: ammonium transmembrane transport. Gene Ontology annotation, cellular component: plasma membrane. Gene Ontology annotation, molecular function: ammonium channel activity. The coding region runs from base 347 to 1816 and encodes 489 amino acids. NCBI's taxonomy places the organism in Eukaryota, Fungi, Ascomycota, Sordariomycetes, Amphisphaeriales, Sporocadaceae. The transcript is spliced from 5 exons. The record is from RefSeq and is a predicted model, not a curated record.
UAUACUUGGCCAAUAAAUGACCCUCAAUUUACUCCAAGAAGCGGUAUUCGAGCUAUCUAGCAUGCUCUCCCCAGAUUUUGACUGGCUUAGUCCAAACGAGCACCGUAGUGAACACUGAUAAGCGAUGAAUAAAUGGCAUUUGCAAUCAAUGGUUCCAAUCUCUCGGGUCAUUGAUGUCAGGGGAUUGUGACGAUGUCGGGGUCUCGACCGAGGUGCAGAGGUCGCGUUCAUAUACGACCUGUUAGCCGGCGCCAAUAUCGCGGCUUUAGGCCCGAGGGUUUCUCUGCAUAUUUGAUUCAUCAAUGAGCGACAACUAGAAGCUCAGCGCAAAGGAUACGCAGCUAUCAUGAGCGAGGCACCGAGCUAUGAUGAGUCCAUGCCCGAUGGCGGCAACCCACUCGAGGUCGAUGUUAACGCCCAAUAUGUCGGAUACGAAUGGAAUUACACCUACCUGAUCUUCUGUGGCUAUAUCGUGUGGCUGAUCAUCCCCGGAAUCGGGCUUCUUUAUGGCGGCCUGGCUCGUCGCAAAUCUGCUUUGGCGUUGCUCUUCCAGUCGUUCAUGGUGUCCGCAGUUGUGACUUUCCAAUGGAUGUUCUGGGGCUAUAGCUUGGCUUACAGCCGCACGGCCGGACCGUUCAUCGGUGAUCUGGCCAACUUUGGUCUGAAGAAUGUCAUGUCUGCACCGUCUCCUGGUAACGCUACAAUCCCGGAGAUCGUCUUCUGCCUGUAUCAGCUGCUCUUCUGUGCUUGCACGGUGCAGAUCGUAGUCGGAGGCGCAUUCGAACGCGGCCGAAUUAUUCCAUCGCUCGUGUUCGGCUUUUUCUGGGCGACUGUCGUGUACUGCCCGGUGGCCUGUUGGACUUGGAAUGCCAAUGGGUGGCUGUACAACCUCCCAUCGCUCGACUUUGCAGGUGGCGGUCCUGUCCAUAUCGCAUCAGGUUGGUCCGCACUUGCUUACGCUCUUGUGCUCGGCAAGCGCAAGAAGAACCCCCAGGACAAGAGCCACGGCAAACCGCAUAACACGACGCUCGUUUUCCUCGGCACUGUUCUUAUCUGGUUUGGCUGGUUCGGAUUCAACGGCGGCUCCGCCCUCAACGCAUCGAUUCGUGCCAUGCUUGCCGCUUUCAACACCAACACUGCAGCAUCUACCGGUGCGAUUGGAUGGGUCUUCGUGGACUACAUCCGGCACAAGCGUCGCUUCAGCGUCGUCGGCGCUUGCGAAGGAGCAAUCGCCGGGCUUGUAGGCAUUACACCGGCUGCCGGCUACGUAAGUGUCUGGCUCGCCGCCGUCAUCGGCUUCCUAACCGCGGUGGUCUGCGCUCUGAUGGAUAAUAUCAACGACUGGCUGCGAAUCGACGAAGGUAUGGAUGUUUUCAAGCUGCACGGCAUCGGAGGCAUGGUCGGCGCUUUCCUUACUGGCAUCUUUGCCACUUCAUCCAUUUCUUCGCUCGACGGCGUAACUCUCGCACCUGGUGCGAUUGAUGGCGAAGGUAUCCAAGUGGGACGACAGUUUGCCGAGAUCACUGCCAUCUCUGCAUAUUCGUUCACCGUAUCGUGCGCGCUGCUGCUCAUCAUGAAGUAUAUACCUGGUCUUCACCUCCGUAUUUCCGACGAGGCUGAAGAAAGCGGACUCGACCUGGAUCAGUUCUUUGAGGAGGAAAUCGGGGAUUGGGGCUUGGUGCACGAGCUUGAAAGACAACGAUACUCCCAGGCUCUCCUGGGCCACGCUCCGGCCCAUGCUACGUCCUCAAGUGAAGCGGUACGAGUGGACAAAGCUUCAGCUGGUUCAGAAAUCACGACCAACAAGUCGCAGUAAGGUAAUUUAGUGGUAGUGAAUUAUCUACAGUAAAGGCGUUCACUGC